AUGGCGGUUUUGACCCGUGGUGAAAGAGAAUUCAGAGAGCAUCUUGAUGCGCAUGAACGAGAAGGUGGUAUGCCACUUGAAGUCCUUCAGGGACUUUUGCAUAAUUCAAGCAUUUCCCCUGCUAGAACAAAACAAUUUUUCAAGAAGGCGGAUCUUAACAGGGAUGAACGUGUUAAUUACGAUGAAUUUCUCCGUCAGAUAAUGUUUGAAGACAGCCAAUUUUUGCAUAAAUUGGCUUUCGGGAAACGCGCACUAAAUAGAGCUGUUAUCGCAGUGGCUCCACAAAUGGCUCGACGGAAACAACGAAUUCAGAUGCAAAAGAAUGGCAUUGACGAAACCGAUCUCUAUAACUGGGGCGAAGAAAAUGUUAAUAAUUAUGUCGAGGCUUACGAUUGCCGACCUCCACCUAUCUUUAUUCCACUUAUCACUCUCUCUCAGAUUGUGGUUUUUGUUUAUUACGCAAUUGUGGCGUCUCAAGACGACAAUCCUUAUAAUGACGUGACAGCUACAUCGGGAGUGCCAAUGAGAAGUCCUCUCAUCUACUUGCCAACCAAGCGAUACCAGGCCUGGCGUUUCGUCUCCUACAUGUUUAUUCACAACGGAUACUACCAUCUCAUCUUCAAUUGUAUCCUUCAGUUUGUUCUCGGCACCUUCCUUGAACUUGUGCACAAAUUCUGGCGUGUUGGCAUCGUCUAUCUUCUUGGCGUUUUGGCUGGUUCGUUGGCUCACUCCGUCAGUGAUCCCUUCCUUGCCUUGGCUGGAGCUAGUGGAGGAUGUUACGCGCUAAUUGGUGCUCAUGUUGCUACAAUUAUCACGAACUGGAAGACUAUGCAGGCGAAUUGGCUCAAAACCCCAUUGAAUUUCCUUUCAAGUGGAGCUGUGCGUUUAUUCAUCAUUCUUCUCAUUGCUGGUGUCGAUACAGGUUUCGCCAUCUACGAGCGUUUCAACAACCCCAGUGAAUCAAAAGUGGGCUUCGCAUCACACUUAGGCGGAUUUGCUGCUGGAGUACUAGUCGGAGUGCCAGUCCUGCGGAAUUUGGAAAUAGAGCGGUGGGAAAAAGUGUGUUUCUGGAUUUGUGUCUUCCUCUUUGCCGUCUUCAUGUCAGCAGCGGUCUUAUUUAAUGGAUUCUGUGAAGAACAGGGCUGGUGUCCCCCCACUGUUUGGAGUUGA
Rodentolepis nana is the source of this 1170-nucleotide messenger RNA. The record is from the annotation of a GenBank genome assembly. NCBI's taxonomy places the organism in Eukaryota, Metazoa, Platyhelminthes, Cestoda, Cyclophyllidea, Hymenolepididae.